Molecule: messenger RNA, 735 nt
Organism: Phytophthora infestans T30-4
Lineage: Eukaryota; Oomycota; Peronosporomycetes; Peronosporales; Peronosporaceae
Exons: 3
Coding region: 1-735 (244 amino acids)
Source: RefSeq, a predicted model, not a curated record
AUGUUCCACAAGCAGGCAACGGCGCAGCUCCUAUUCGCAGGUUUAUCUCGAGGUCUCAACGCGAACCUCGUGUCUGUCGGUUCUUCUCAUGAGUACAAGGUACUGGAGCAACUGAGUCACGAUCUAAGUAACUUGUUUUACGACACCGAUAGCGUCUUUCAGUCGAAAGGUCUUAGCGCCAUUUCGUCACCGUUCCUCCAAGUUAACCAGCAAUCUCUGUCUGCUUCCAACACGAGGAUUGACUUCCUCAAGUGUGAUGUGCUCCCCUUCGACUAUCGUUUCGUCGCGAAGGCGUUCAUGGAUAAAAUGACCGGAAACUUUAAAUCCGAAGAAGACAAACAUAUUCCGUCUACCCUGAAGGAGAAAGUGGUGGCACGUGCCACGACGUUGGAGUUAGAACGUAUGAAGAUUCGAUUUCGCUUUACGGGAUACAAAUACGUGGAAGCCAAGCGAGAAGUUAUCGUUCUUUCUGGCCAGAACGAGUUCUUUGAAGCGUUCGGUGUUGCAGUUGACGGGGUCAGAUACCAGGAAAGAUCUUGGUGCGUACUGUCAGAGGUGUCGCCGGGUCUAUGUCUUAUCCAGCUAUGCAUUAGCGUGACGCUAGAAGCCAAGCCACUGUUGGGCGGUCGCCGUGAAUUUAUCGGUACGUUGUGCGAGCUGCUAGCCACCUUCAAGCAAGACAUGUUCGACUCGGUGCAACAGGAAGUCGAGCGUGCGCUCCUUCGUGCUAGUUAA